AUGGAGGCCAGGCUCCUCGGCAGCCUGCACCACCGGCUCCGCCAGCACGAACUCACCAUCCAGGCCACCCGUCGCGAGCUUCUGGCCGACUUCCAGCAAUACUACGACGGUCUGCUGCGCGGCGUGCCCCUCCACCACGCAGCCAGCAUCCGCUCCGCCAUCACAGCCUCCUUCCUCUCCAGCUAUCCCACGCUCCGCCCCGAGCUCCCGCCCAUUGACUCACCACCGUCCGGGGACCCCAGGCCCGCUGCAUUCCAGCCGCCCUCACGGCCUCCCGCCUCCGGAUCCGCCGUCGCACCAGGUAGCCCUCGCGAGCGCGAGCACGAGCUCCAGGGCCUCUUCACCCCGACCUACCUGCCUCUGCUCGACGACUUCCCGACUCUGCCCCGGCCAGCCGACCCCCCUGCGCCAGGCUCCCCGCCAGGCAGCUCUCACUCGACGCCGCUGCCUGGCAUGGAACUCCAAGGCACCGCCAGCGAUCCCGCCGCGGCGGACGACAAGCCGGGCGAGCAGCGCGUUGAGUACGCCGCCUCGUCGGACCGCCCGGCGACCCCUGCGCAGCUCUUCAACGUGUCCACGUGGCCCAACUCUCGAGCGGCUGACGACACACGGUCGUCCAUCUCCUCUGAUAAGAGCGACUCAAAGCCCACCAAGAGCGCCCUGCGCCGCUCCUCCAGCAUCUCCAAACCGCCGCAGAGCCCGCGACGAGUCAGGUUCGAAUUCAUGGGUGCCGAGGUUUUGCCAACAACGUCGCCUCAACCCUCCGAGUUCAUCGCCCCCCGCCCGCCCUCGCCUGAGUCUGACGACGAUGCCAGAUUCAGCUCCAACUUGGGCGGGCAGGUGGGAGAGGAAGAGGACGAGGAAGCCCACGCAGCCCCGCCCCGCAAGGUUUCGUCGUCCGACGCCUUGCGCGCGUUGUCCCGGGCACCAUUAGACGAAGGAACGGUAUGGACGGUCGUGAACCCGGACGAGGACGAGGCUGCGUCGGAUAUACCACCACCUGCGCCUGAUGCACCCGUUACGAAAUUGGAUAUGGGGGCAAAUUCAAACCCACCUACAGGCCUGUCCGGCGUCAGGACAGAAAAUGCGACAAAGAUCGAAGAGGAUGUCUCUAGAAAUGGAUCCAACGAGACGCCAAAUAUGGCAGACAGUGACAACGACGACGAUUCAUCCGACGACGGGUUCUUGGCCAUGGCAAAGACACGGAAGAGUAAGCCGCUGCAGACCGCGGUGCCAACCUCACCACCCGCAUUCAAAGACAGCAACUCGACGAGUCACAUAGAUGAUCAGGCGCAAAAGUCCGAUGCGACCGCGGCAGCUGCUUCCGAUGAGGAGGACGACGACGAUGUUGAAGGAGAUGACAUGUUCUUUUUCGAGGCAGGAGGCCUAAGUGCUCCGCCCAGACCGCGCCCGCGCCCGCCGCUGCCAGAUUUGGAGGAGGACGAGGCGACGGAAGAAUCCACGACCCAGGAUCGCGAUGAGUCGGACGCGCAACAAGCUGAUACUGAUGAUGCCAAAACGAGUCUUUUCGCGACAUCUCCCGCAGUUCCAAUCCGACACGCUUCACGGGCGUCCCCCACUGUCCGGUUCCAGCCUGGGUCGCUUGGAUCAUACAAGGGGCGGCCUUUGAUGAUGCCGAUUGUGCGCGACCCCGAGAUACUCGCUCAGGCCAACUCGGUCAAGGAGUCCAGUCUCAGGGUGGACGGGAUCGACGACGAGGUUGCCAUGGCGGAGGGGUCGCCGCCGCCAUUCCCCAGCACGCCGCUCAGUUUCAGGGGACGCUUUAUAAUGGAGGAGAUGAUGGAAAGGGCGAGACAAGAGAAAGCCGAGAAAGCGGCUAACAAGACGGAAGGGAACGCGUAG
Messenger RNA from Purpureocillium lilacinum, 1863 nucleotides. RefSeq lists its product as uncharacterized. NCBI's taxonomy places the organism in Eukaryota, Fungi, Ascomycota, Sordariomycetes, Hypocreales, Ophiocordycipitaceae. The record is from RefSeq and is a predicted model, not a curated record.